UUGUGCCGUGCUUCAGACGAGCGCUGUGGAAAUAGCAUCAUAGUUUUAGACAACUACUCAACUGCCGAGGUCACUAGAGCUCUGUGGAAAUCCUCACGUACGGCGCUCGCGCAUACCUCCUGCCUCUAUCGAAACGAAGUGCAGCGAUUCUGCUCAUUUCGGGAGGUAGCGACCGUAAGAUACUUUGAACAACUUAAACGAAGAAGCAUUAAAUUCAGCAGUAGAACAAAUGUAAUUAAAAUUGUGUUAAGGAUAUUUUGCAAAAAAUAGACCGCGGUAAUAUUUUUGUUGGCAUUAGGGUAUCGGGGAAUACGGCAGAGUUUUGCAAGGACUGGGACUGUAAUUCAUUCCCAUCUGAGGGGAGUAAAUUUCCAGCAGUUUUAUGUUAAGCGACUGCAUGCACUGCGUUUAUUAAUAGCAUUUUGUUUAUAAACUGGUGCACGUUAAUAUGAACGUGCAGUGGACCAGUCCGGUGACAUUUGUACGCAAUGGGAGAAACAAAAGAAUUGACUCCGACGAGCCGGUGUCGAAGUGUCCGAGGUUGAGCGAGUCUUCGAGUGAUGCCGGUUACCUCAGUAGCUCACCCGGGUCGCCGGUGUGGGCGGCUCCCUUGAGCGGCACCCCAACUCACCAAGGUCCGUCCCGCAUCGGCCAAUUCCUGCUGAUACCAAUCGCGGACAGGGAUGGAGUUCAUAGUGCUUUAAAUGUACAUACCGGAGAGGAGUCUGUGUGCAAGGUGUUUGACAUGGUCCACUACCAGGAGAAGAUCAGGGCUCACAGCAUUCUCCCAGCACACAGGAACAUCUCUCACAUCAAAGACAUUGUCCUGGGGGAUCGGAAGGCUUACGUCUUCCUGGAAAAGGACUAUGGUGACAUGCACAUGUUCAUGAAGAGUUGCAAGAAGCUGGACGAGGAGCUGGCAUCCCGGCUCUUCUAUCAGGUGGCAUCUGCCGUGGCCCACUGCCACCAGAUGGACAUCGUCCUGGGUGACCUCAAACUCAGGAAGUUUGUCUUUUCUGAUGAGAAGAGGACACAGCUGAAGCUGGAAAGUCUGGAGGAUUGUCACGUGCUGGAGGGGGACAGCGACUCCAUGUCGGAUAAGCACGGUUGCCCUGCCUACGUCAGCCCCGAGAUCCUCAACAGCUCCGGCUCCUACUCCGGGAAGCAGGCGGACGUGUGGAGCCUGGGGGUCAUGCUCUACACCCUGCUGGUGGGCCGCUACCCUUUCCACGACUCGGACCCCAGCGCGCUCUUCUCCAAGAUCCGCCGGGGCCAGUUCUGCCUGCCGGACGCCCUCUCCCCCAAGGCCAGGUGCCUGAUCCGCAGCCUGCUACGGAAGGAGCCGUGGGAGAGGCUGACGGCUGCAGAGAUACUCAUCCACCCGUGGUUUCACCAUGCACAGGAAAGGGGAAGCGGAGAGCAGGAAGCUGGUGCCACUGACCAAACUGUGCCCACAUUCUGUCUGGAGAAUAAUGAAUCUCUGUUCUGCUGAAAAAGACCCAACCUCAUCAGCGUGGAUCGAAAGUUUCAGUGCUGUUUUUUUUAUCAUGUACUUUAAUGUUCUGUCUCAUAAGUACCAUACUGUCAAGCGUGGACACUGCGCAGCUGCGAGACGAUUUUCGAAGCUGUCCAGCUUAUUUUGUGGUUAACUUAAGGUCCAGUUUAUUGACAGGUUUGGGCAGGACGUGAACAUUUCUCCACAUAUUUUACAGGGAUUUCACAAAGCGCAACAUCCGCUUCCAAAAUGCACUCGGGUGCACAAGGUAGCCAGGACUUGCUAAAGUGGUAGCAAACCUCAGAGAACCUCAAGACCACAGUCUCCUGGAUAUGAAGCACAGCAAAGCGAAGAGGGAGGAAGGAGCAAAGCCACGCCCGUUUGAGACCACCGAGCGCUGUAUGGUGGGACAGAGGCUCCGGCCGGCGUCUGAAGGCCAUCGGGGCCCAUCCCACUUGGAGGCAGAAGGAGAUGGAGGGAAAGAGAAAGAGAAAGAGAGCACACGCACCCACGCACACAAGCUGUCCUAUAUCAGGGCCACCCAGGCGAAUGGCUGUCCUAUUUACUCAGACGAAACGGUCUUCAGUUUCUAGCGGUGGCCCAGAAUGCCUGUGGAGAGCAGCGGUGCCGUCUGUCAUUUCAAGCCCCUGACCUAUGAAGUAUCGAGUGGCUUCGGUUCACAGGGCAGCCAAGCCCCCGGUUCCAGUCUCGGCAGAGCCCAGGCCAGUAACGGAGACAGAGAGGGCUGAUCGCUGACAAAACUCAUCUUUGCAGCACCUACCCGCCAACCAACUACCGCGCUCCAUGUUACCCGAAGCCCCACAAGGACCUAUUUUUUGUCACUCUUCCUCUUAUUUAUUUCUCAUUUCCGCUUGUGUGCACAGUCAGGUGUCUUUUUGUUGACUUUGAAAAACUGAAAAUUAAAUCUGGGAGGUCGGUGCUAGACUGUUUCUUUGUGCGCAGUAAUCCUGUUUCAAAAUGUUUUGGGCAUAAUAUAAAAUCCAAAUUUUACGGAAUAGUUUGUUAAUAUAUACCAGAAUGUAAUGCAUGUAUUAGAAAGUUAUCCCACUUUCAUUAAUGCCAUUUUGUACAGAUAUUGCAGAAUAUGUUGUACAGUUAGUUAUUAGGCUACAUGAAAUAUACAUGAAAGCGGAAAAUGGCAAAAUGUACGUGUAUUGUCUCUAACAUAUGCACUUAUUUAAUGUGUAUGAAAAGGUAUUCCUUCUAUUUUGGAUUUUAUAUUUUGCCAUGAAAAUAUAUGUUACGCUUUCAUAAUGGCACAAACGACUUUGAAUGCCAUGAUCGUAUGGUUUUCAUAUGGGUUUCUUAUAAUAGCAACGAUGGUCUAUUGUAUCCCCCUACUCCACCUCCCACCUCCCAGACUGUUUCCUGUUUCCCAUAGCUUUGGCAUUAUGGCCCCCAUGGGCGGAGAUGGUGGCUCUCGUGUCUCGCCUUUGCACACCACACGUACGUAACGUACAGCACAUCCGGGGGCGCACAGCUCUCCUUGCACUGCAGCUUCCACAUUCACCCCCAGACCUGCUUUAUGUGACACAGUGCUUGGCAAGUAUGAGAAAAGUGGAACGUCGCAUUGUAAAACACUAAGUGUAAAUAUGUACAUUUUUUCAAACAGUAUAUGGUCAAAAUGAAUAAAGUAAUUUUUUUUCAUUUUCUUUUCAUUGACAAUAUCAUUUUAAUGGAAAGCGAUAUGCAUGA
Anguilla anguilla (European eel) is the source of this 3211-nucleotide messenger RNA. Its product is annotated as tribbles homolog 1-like. Lineage: Eukaryota; Metazoa; Chordata; Actinopteri; Anguilliformes; Anguillidae. Gene Ontology annotation, molecular function: protein kinase activity; ATP binding; mitogen-activated protein kinase kinase binding. The transcript has 3 exons. Gene Ontology annotation, biological process: protein phosphorylation; regulation of MAP kinase activity; positive regulation of proteasomal ubiquitin-dependent protein catabolic process. Gene Ontology annotation, cellular component: nucleus. Bases 449 to 1492 code for a protein of 347 amino acids. The record is from RefSeq and is a predicted model, not a curated record.